Molecule: messenger RNA, 1888 nt
Organism: Medicago truncatula (barrel medic)
Lineage: Eukaryota; Viridiplantae; Streptophyta; Magnoliopsida; Fabales; Fabaceae
Product: probable transcription factor GLK1
Exons: 7
Coding region: 288-1562 (424 amino acids)
Biological process (GO): positive regulation of DNA-templated transcription
Cellular component (GO): nucleus
Molecular function (GO): DNA-binding transcription factor activity; transcription cis-regulatory region binding
Source: RefSeq, a predicted model, not a curated record
UAGAUGCAUAGUGAGAGUGCAGAGCAAAACUCUGCAAGUAGCACACUUACAAACAAAAAUCAUAAGUUGUGGCUGAAAGAGAUCCAAGCUAGUUUCUUCUUCCAAACACUCCCUUGCCGCUUCCUAAAAAGGCAACAUUACCAUUUUCAAAGUCCAUUAAGGAGAGCAAAAGUUCCAUCUCUUUCACAAGAAAACUAAACCUUAAUUGAGUGCAAAAACAUUCCUACCCUAGCUACUAGCUAGCAUUGUGUGGAAAUUAAUCAAGAAACUAGCCAAAUAGGAUUAUCAUGCUAGCAGUGGCACCAUUGAGUAGCAUAAGAGAUGAAAGCCAAAGAGAAAUGGAGGAGAAUUUAUCAAUUGAGACAUGUGACUUUGCUGAUCUUUCCGAAGGGAACUUAUUGGAAAGCAUCAAUUUCGAAUUCGAUGAUGAUUUCUUCGUAUGCUUCAACGACGGAGAUGUGUUACCGGAUCUUGAGAUGGACCCGGAAAUGCUUGCUGAAUUCUCCCUCAGCAGCAGCGGUGAGGAAUCGGAUAUAAAUUCGUCGGGUGCAAAUAGCAAAUCUUGUAAUGAUGGGAAUAUGGUUAGUAUUGAGAGAAAAUUACAAGAUGAAGAGAAAGUAGUUUAUUCUUCAGAUUCAAGUUCGAGUCGUGUGGAAGAGAUAAUUAGCAAAAGAGAUGAAUCCGUUGUGCCGAAUCCAUUGCCUAAGGAAGGUGAGAAAGGAAGAAAAUCAUCAUCUCAAUCAAAGAAUAAUCCUCAUGGGAAGAGAAAAGUGAAGGUGGAUUGGACUCCAGAAUUGCACAGAAGAUUCGUACAAGCAGUAGAGCAGCUAGGUGUGGAUAAAGCUGUACCUUCAAGAAUUUUGGAAAUUAUGGGAAUUGACUGCCUCACCCGCCAUAACAUCGCCAGCCACCUUCAAAAAUAUAGAUCGCAUAGGAAACAUUUGUUAGCACGAGAAGCUGAAGCAGCAAGCUGGAGUCAAAGGAGGCAAUUGUUUGGAACAAAUAGAGGAGUUGGAGGAAAAAGAGAUAUUGUGAAUCAUUGGGUUGCACCAACCAUGGGUUUCCCUCCCAUGCCACCAGUACACCAUUUUAGACCUUUACAUGUAUGGGGGCACCAUCCUGUGGAUCAGUCCUUUAUGCACAUGUGGCCUAAAUAUUCGCCGCACCAGCCACCGGCUAAUUGGCCACCUGCGCGGCCGGCUCCACCUCCUAACGCUUCGUAUUGGCACCAACGGGCUCCAAAUGCACCAACUGCAGGAACACCAUGCUUUCCACAACCUCUGACAACAACGAGAUUUGGCUCUCCAACUGUUCCAGGCAUUCCACCACCCCAUGCCAUGUACCAAGUAGACCCCGGUGUUGUUGUCCCCGCCGGUCAGCCAUCUCCUCAGCCUCUUUUAGACUUCCAUCCGUCAAAGGAGAGCAUCGACGCAGCUAUUAGUGAUGUAUUAUCAAAACCCUAUUUACCGUUGCCUCUUGGCCUUAAAGCUCCAGCACUUGAAGGUGUGAUGGGUGAAUUACAGAAACAAGGAGUUCCAAAUAUUCCACCAUCUUGUGCUUGAAUAGGAGAGGAUGUUUUUGGUUCUUUGCACAAGGUCACGAAACCCUAAUUCGACGAAUUUUCAUAUUCUCACUUCUUUUUGUUUGUUUGAGCAAAAAGAUGGACAAUAUAAUAUUGAAGAACUUUCUUUGUUCAUAUGCCAUACUGUCUAGUAGACCAACAUAAAAAGUUUAACUCGAGCUUUUGCUAUAUAUUAUUAUUAACAUAAUGCGAAAUAUGUGGGAAUAUAAGGCUGUGAUUUUUGUAUUGGCCGAGGAAGAUGAUAUUAAUGAGACUAAUAAUCAGUAAAGUACUUUUAGUGAAAUGUUUUUAAUUAUUUCAGUGAUA